AUGAAGCCCUUAAGCUGCGAUGCGGUGGAAUAUCGGCAUCCAAUUUUGUUCAAAACGGAAUUGUACUUUCAUCAGCGACCAUUUUCUUCAACAUACGGUGGAGCGGCAGCGGGCCCACCGUCUGCCUCUGAGCCAUCAAACUAUUCGGAACCACAUCUAGGGUGGCCUGACGGUGGGGAAACGAAUGUAGAGUGCACUUUUGCAAAAGCAACGCAAGCUGGAGAGCACAAUAUCAUGACCUCUGACCUCUUCGAUGUGUCGGAACUCGAAGAAGGAAAGUCUCUAACUGUAGAGCAUUUGAAUGCGGCAAUCCAGACAAACGGGGCCACAUUAGUACGGCUUCGGCCUUUUGGGCGAUUUGGCCGUUCACCGUUGUUGUCACCCCAUCGUGAAGUGUGUAAUGAGGGGCGGUCGCCGCCUUCUUGCGUUCCACCUUCACCAAAUGGUGUGCUUCGGACUGCUUACUUCAAGACUGGGAAGGGUGAGUCAUUGCCGAUCUGCUUUCUUGAAAGCUGUGAGCGUACUCCCACAUAA
Messenger RNA from Trypanosoma grayi, 534 nucleotides. RefSeq lists its product as hypothetical. The transcript has a single exon. NCBI's taxonomy places the organism in Eukaryota, Euglenozoa, Kinetoplastea, Trypanosomatida, Trypanosomatidae. The record is from RefSeq and is a predicted model, not a curated record. Bases 1 to 534 code for a protein of 177 amino acids.